AUGCCGGCGACGGUAUCGAAGUCUUCUAAAAAUCAAUUCAGGAGGGCCAAAAAGAAGGCAAAGAAGGCAGAGGCGACGCCAACUCCUGAUACCAUUAAGGAUGCAGUGACGCCUGUGGAAGAGACGGAGACUGAGCGAUCAAAAGAAGGACCAACCGUUGAAUCUGUGCAGAUUUCCGAAAUCGACGCCGAAGAUCCGCUUUUUGCCCAGUUCAAGGAUAUCAUUAGCAGGUUUGGACGAGAGGACAAGGAUGAUACCACCGAAAAUGAGCCCGAAAAACCCGAAGUGUAUUUUGACGAUGAUGACGAUAUUCCGGAUGAAGAGGAUAGUACCCCGAAAAUAUCCAAGAAAGCGAAGAAGCGGGCUACUCAAUUAUCUGUAGCGGAACUUAAGGCACUCGUUCGAAACCCCGAUAAAGUGGAAUGGACAGACACAUCUGCCUCUGAUCCUCGACUAUUGGUUCAUUUGAAGUCCUACCGGAAUGUCGUACCUGUUCCGGGACACUGGAGUCUCAAAAGGGAGUACCUUUCCUCAAAACGGGGCAUAGAGAAGCCUCCAUUCACGCUCCCCAAAUUCAUUCAAGAGACGGGUAUUGCGGAGAUGAGAGACGCUGUUCUCGAAAAGCAAGACCAGGCGAGCCUGAAACAAAAGCAAAGAGAGAGGGUGCAACCAAAAAUGGGACGAUUGGACGUGGAUUACCAGAAACUCUAUGAGGCAUUCUUCAGAUUUCAGACCAAGCCGGAGUUGACUCGAUAUGGAGAAGUCUAUUAUGAGGGGAAAGAGUAUGAAACAAACUUACGACAUCUACGACCCGGAGAAUUGAGCGACGAGUUGAAAGAGGCGCUCAAUAUACCACCGGGAGCACCACCACCUUGGCUCAUAAAUCAACAAAGAUUUGGUCCUCCCCCGUCCUACCCAGCGUUGAAGAUACCAGGGCUUAAUGCCCCUCCACCUCCUGGGGGCCAAUGGGGGUUUCAUCCGGGGGGUUACGGAAAGCCGCCUGUAGAUGAAUACAAUAGACCUUUAUACGGGGGAGAUAUCUUUGGUGUCUUACAACCUCAGCAAAAUACGCAGCUUGGCGAGCCUGUGGAGAAAACGCUUUGGGGAGAGCUUCAAGAGCCCGAGGAAGAAUCAGAGGAAGAAGAGGAGGAAAGCGAGGAGGAAGAGGAAGAGGAGGAAGGUCACGAGGAAGAUAUUGGAGCUGGUUUGCAGACACCAAGCGGGCUUGAGACUCCAGGAGGUUUGGCAUCGGCCGUUCCUUCUGAAUACGGCGUCGCUGAGAGUGUAGGCGGGGACUUCGAUCUGCGUAAACAACGUAGAGGAACGGAGACAGAAGAAUCAACGGGUCCUCGCACCGCUUACCAAAUACUCCCGGAGCAUUCAAUUCGAAGUCAAGGGUUCUUUGGUGGGGAGCGCGCCUACGAUCUUCGCGGUGCACAGCAAGAUCAUGAUCAGAACCAGAAUCUGCCUGUACUUGGCCAGGACGAUCAAACUCGGAAGCGUAAAAAGCCGGGAGAUAUUGAUGUCUCAAUCGAUGUGGACUCAUUACAAGCACAAGAUGGAUUGAGCAAGGAAGAGAUCAGAAGACAAUUCGAGGAGUCGAAGCAAGAGGAGCAGAACCGAUGGGGCUUUCAGGAAGACUUGAGCGAUAUGAUUGCAAAUGAAAGCCGGAAAAGAUUACGCAGGGACGAGGAACGGAGGACAAAUCGCUAA
Xylona heveae TC161 is the source of this 1713-nucleotide messenger RNA. Its product is annotated as splicing factor 3B subunit 2. Gene Ontology annotation, biological process: mRNA splicing, via spliceosome. The record is from RefSeq and is a predicted model, not a curated record. NCBI's taxonomy places the organism in Eukaryota, Fungi, Ascomycota, Xylonomycetes, Xylonales, Xylonaceae. Gene Ontology annotation, cellular component: precatalytic spliceosome; nucleus; catalytic step 2 spliceosome. The transcript is spliced from 2 exons. Bases 1 to 1713 code for a protein of 570 amino acids.